Anopheles stephensi (Asian malaria mosquito) is the source of this 1996-nucleotide messenger RNA. RefSeq lists its product as uncharacterized. The record is from RefSeq and is a predicted model, not a curated record. NCBI's taxonomy places the organism in Eukaryota, Metazoa, Arthropoda, Insecta, Diptera, Culicidae. The coding region runs from base 643 to 1125 and encodes 160 amino acids. The transcript is spliced from 2 exons.
UACCUUUUUCAGAAAUGUUGUGACUAAGGAAAUCCAACGAUGGUACGCCAAGAACACAUUUGGAUGACUUUAUUUUGAAGUCCGGACUAGCUAGCCGAUGGAACACUUUAUGCAAAUGUUAAAUGUGCAUUUCUUGCGUUGGACUAGCUGUAAGGAUGUCGUCAAUAUAGACAAAGACAAAUUCCAGAUCGCUGAAAAUGCUAUUCAUGAAUCUUUGGAAAGUUUGGCUGAAUGAGGUGGUAAUAGCAGUGUUCGUAUGCGGGAGUUUUCGGAUGUGUUUUUUUUUGCUGCAGUGAUGAAUAUUAACCGUCGUUUGUGUUCCUUGGAAGUUCGCAGGUAAGAGAGUUUAUUUUUCCUAGUGCACUUAUUUUUAAAAACCAGGCUACACGAUGCUAGAUUUCAUAAAGAUUUCGCUUAAAAGGGGAGGAUUGGCGAAAUUUUUACGUCAAAAACAUUUCGGUUCAUAUAGCCGCGUUUAGGGCAACAAAGCGCACACCCAGCAGCUGUCAUUCGAUGUAUGCGAAAUUUUUCUGUCAUUCCUCGCCAUGUUUGUAAACAUACAGGCAGUGUUGUUUGCGGUUGUUGAUUUGUUUUCCGGCGUUGAUUUGGAAAUAUUAAGGAUUUUGCUGUGAAAAGUUUGCAAUGGAGAAUCUGUUGAUGAGCGAAGAGUGGUUCGCUUCGUUAUCGUGGGUUGUGGAAUUGAAUGAAGUGAAUUUGCGAAGACGCAACAGGCAAAUUGUGCGCACGUGGUGGAUGCGACCAAUUUUUUUCCGGCGGCAAGAAGAUGGCAACCGCUUGAUGGAUAAAAUUGUCGCAGAACAAGCCAACGAAACCGUCGUUAACUUUCUUCGAAUGAAGAAGGAAGAUUUUAUUGUUUUGCUGCAAGUUAUAAGGCCGGCAAUAAGUCGCAUGAACACCAAUAUGCGUGACUCCAUCACAGCGCAAGAAAGGUUGCUAAUUACGUUGCGGUAUUUAGCAACUGGAGAAACCUUCAGUAGUUUGCAAUAUUUGUUUCGAGUGUCUCGUUCCUCCAUAAGCAACAUAGUAAAGGAGACGUGUAUCUGCCUUACAAAAACUCUACGAUCAUAUGUGAAGGUAGGAUUCGAAUACGUUUCUUUCGAUUGAUUUUAGAUCAAUUGUACACCAAUAAAUGUACAACAAUAAUUUUGUUAGGUAUAGUAAACCGUAAUCUAUUUAACAAAACUUACAACUAUCCUACCAAAAAAUCUAACUAUAUUUACAAACAAACUAAUGCAAACUAAACUAAUUACGCUAAUGUAAACUAACUAACUAACUAACUAUAAAACCUAAAUCUACACUAUACUAUGCUAAAGAAAAAAACUACUCCCGGUUAGCACGUUUGGCCAAAACUAAAUCUUCUGCAUUGAGCAUGGAUCGCUGAAUCCUCGACGUUACAAAAUCCUGUUCUUCGGGUGAAAAACGGUGGAGAAAUCCAGCGACCCAGCGGCCAAACGUGUUCUCCCGGGAGUGUGCAUUCUCCCUUGUGGCCUCCAUCAGCUGCUUGAGGGCCUCGCUCAACUCACUGCCCCCGCCAUCAUGGUUUCAAUUAUGGAAAUCGUGUUUUUGGUGUUGUAGAUAUCGGAUGGGUAAAGGAUUGGACGGUGGAUGGCAUGGUCGAGACGAGGGAGUGCUGAGCGAGGCCCUCAUCAUGAUCGUCAAGCUGAAAUUAUUAAAAAGAAAACAGAUUAAUAAAAUUUUUUUAUUCAUGAAGAAUGGCCUGGCCGUAUUGCUAUAUUUCAUUUUAAUGCACUUGAAAUUAAUUAUUCUUUUCAUUUUCAAUUACCAUCCACUAAAGAACAAUGGCUGGAAGUAUGCCAUAGAUGCAGAUUACAAUUUUAUGUUUGCUGAUGCGGGAGGCAAGGGUGGGAUUUCGGAUGGAGGAAUAUUUAGAAACAGUAGAUUGUGUAGAUUGUCCGGUGGCCGAGGCGACAGCGGCGCCGGUCUUCACACGGCAGGGCCGGGGUUCAAAUCCCAU